GGCGGCCGGAGCGCCCCGCACAGCCAUGGGCGAUGGGUGGCUGCCUCCGGACUGCGGCCCCCAGAACCGCUCCGUGGCCGGGGUGACUGCCGUGCCGCCCGGGAGCAGACAGCUGCCCGCCGCCGAGCUGCUGUCGCAGCAGUGGGCUGUGGGCAUGAGCCUGCUGAUGGCCCUGGUGGUGCUGCUCAUCGUGGCCGGGAACGUGCUGGUGAUCGCGGCCAUCGGGAGGACGCAGCGGCUGCAGACCCUCACCAACCUGUUCAUCACCUCUCUGGCCUGCGCCGACCUGGUGAUGGGGCUGCUGGUGGUGCCCUUCGGGGCCACGCUGGUGGUGCGGGGCACCUGGCUCUGGGGAUCCUUCCUCUGCGAGUGCUGGACCUCGCUGGACGUGCUCUGCGUGACGGCCAGCAUCGAGACCCUGUGCGUCAUCGCCAUCGACCGCUACCUGGCCAUCACCUCGCCUUUCCGCUACCAGAGCCUCAUGACCAAGGGUCGGGCCAAGGGCAUCAUCUGCACCGUCUGGGCCAUCUCUGCCCUGGUCUCCUUCUUGCCCAUCAUGAUGCACUGGUGGCGGGAUGACGACCCCCAGGCACUGGAGUGCUACCAGGAUCCGGGCUGCUGCGACUUCGUCACCAACAGGGCUUACGCCAUCGCCUCGUCCAUCAUUUCUUUCUACAUCCCCCUUCUCAUCAUGAUCUUUGUGUAUCUGCGGGUGUACAGAGAGGCCAAGGAGCAGAUGAGGAAGAUCGAUAGGUGCGAGGGCCGAUUCUACGGCAGCCAGGAGCAGCCGCAGACGCCCCUGCCCGCUCACCCUCACCACCAGCCCAUCCUCGGCAACGGCCGAGCCAGCAAGCGAAAGAGCUCCCGCAUCAUGGCCAUGAGGGAGCAGAAAGCCCUCAAGACUUUGGGCAUCAUCAUGGGGGUGUUCACCCUCUGCUGGCUCCCCUUCUUCCUGGUGAACAUCGUCAACGUCUUCAACAGGGACUUGGUGCCGGACUGGCUCUUCGUUUUCUUCAACUGGCUGGGCUACGCCAACUCCGCGUUCAACCCCAUCAUCUACUGCCGCAGCCCCGACUUUCGUAAGGCCUUCAAGAGGCUGCUGUGCUGCCGCCGGAAAGCCGACCGGUGGCUGCACGGCGGCGGCGGGGAGCUGGCCCGGCUGCCCGGGGGCUUCAUCAGCACCGUGGGCUCCCCCGAGCGCAGCCUGGCCGGGACCUGGUCCGACUGCAACGGGGGCACGCGGGGCGGCAGCGAGUCCAGCCUGGAGGAGAGACAUAGCAAAGCCUCCGACUCGGAGUCCAAGGAGUACAUGGCUGGGAGUCAGGAGACCAGAAUAUUUAAGAUUACAGAGGACGCUUAUUUUGAAAGCUUAAAUUGGUCUUGAGUAGAAAGAAAUCUCUGUAAGCAUUACAUGCCACCCCACAAGUAGGUCCACUUCAUGCUGACAGCAGGGCUGAUCCUGCCCUAGCAGGUGAUGAUAACUGAAUGUUACAUUUUUCAUUGCUGUAAGUAAGGAGUUGCAGUGAGCAGAAGUGCUGCAGCUUUGUCUUCCUUUAUUGCUUUAUGAAGGUGUGCUCUAUUCUUGUGGUUUCAUAAGGUUUUUCUUUACUGAAAUGAAUACAUGGCAGACAGAGAAGCAAAAGGACAGUGCAGAAUCAAAGUGAAGUAAUUUUUAGUUUUAUUAAACUCAGGAGAAUAGUUUAAUUAAAUAUCAGCUCCCAUUAACAGCACUUCCCAGAGCGAGUUCUUCAGGGUGGUGGCUCACGGUUUGUUUUGGAAACCAGUUGUUCAUUUUUCUUUGUUUUCAAAGUUAAGGAAUUUGUCCUUUGCAAUUUCUUAUGUUGCAUUUUCAGGGGGGGGAAAAAAGAAAGUUACUCUUCUUAUGCAAAUACAAAAUAAAGGGACUGGAGAAGUAAAAAAUACUUUUCUAUUGAUGUUACUGGAGUUUGAUGUGAGCUGCAGUUAAUGGUGUCUUCCUUGAUAACAAUAAAAUGGGGUCCUUAAAAUGCUGGGGUGACAUCAGAUCAGGAGCUAAGUGAGGUGGGCUCUGCCACUCUGCCACCAAAUGAUUUUAAAAAACCAAAAAUCUGGUUUUAUCUUUGAUUACAACAAACACAGCAGGACCAAAAGUGUGCACUGGAUGGUGAUGUCUGAUGCCAGCAACUGCAGCGAGAUGUUGGCUGUGCAUGUCUGGGAUGGGGAGACAGUGGUGCUUUCCUUGUGCAUGUUGGGGAUCACUGAGCCAGGACAGGGCCAGGUCUCUGCCUGCUGGGUAGAGCAGGACAGGAUCCCAGCAUCUGCCUGGGAAGUGAAGUGGCUGUCAAGCCCUCAUCCUCAGCAGGGUGCUGGAUCCUGAGGAAGCACAGUGCCUACUGCAUGGAGCAGGACAGCCUAAUGGACUUGGAUACUCUCAUAAAUCAGUUCACACACUCACUUCUAACUAUCCAAACACUCCUGUCCUUAGCCUUUAAAAAGUGGUGACAAUUUUGUCUCAACAGGGUCCAACUUAGGUGGGAAAUUUAUGGCCAGAACUUGCUCUGUUUGCCCCGUGGAAGAGCUGUGCUGGGUGAUGCAUCUCCUGGACAAGUGUAAUGGUGCUGAGGUAGGAUGGGUUUAGCCCACUGACCUCAGAAGGGCCAGCUGUGUCAGCAGAGCAGUCAGGGUUCAUCUGCUGUUGAAUUUUGCCAGUUGACAACCUGCUGAAAGAGUCUGGAGGCUGACACAUUGAGUCCCUUCGUAGACAGCUGAAGUAAUCCCACUGGCAGCCUGCACAGGGAUGCCAGUCCAUCUUGCAUGGCGUGGAAAAGGCAGUGGCACAGUAACAGUGAGGACAGAGCAGGACAUAUGGCACACACGUGUGCGAGGAAGGGGAGGCUGCUGGCGAGCAGUCUGCUGUGGAUCACACUCAGAACAGGCUGUUCUCCGCAGAGAAGGAUACUCUGAGAAGCGCUGUGGGGCAGCUGAAAUACUCCGGAGGCAAUGAGUCAAACACUCGGGAUGAAUGUAUUUUUUUCUGACGAAAACCAGACAUGGAUUAGCAGUUGGAGCUGCAAGUCAGAAAGAAAAGGUGAUAGGCAUGCGGCUGCACACGUACGUGGGCAGGAAAGCAACAGCAAAGAGCUGCAGGCCUGCAGGAGAGGGAGACACAGGUAAACCAGAAAUCCGCUCUGAGAAAAUGUCCUGCAGCUGCCAGGACCAAAAUUAUUUGGCGAGGAUGCCUGGAGACUUCCACAUGGAAGACGCCUGAUUCUCCAAGGCGCCGGCUGCGCUCUGUGCAGUGUUUGCUCAGCACUUCUGGAAGGAAGGCUGCCUCUCUCCGUGUGUUUAAAUGGGAAUAGACCAGGUUGAAGGAGUGGAUUCCGUUUUCCAUGUGCUCAGGGAAGUUGAGGCUGUUUCAGACAAGCAGCAGGCUCUGCAGAAGGACUCCCCACCAGUGAGAGCUGCACAGAAGCCCUCCUGCAAAUCCUCUGCACUCUGAGACUGCAACCCUGAGCAUCCACUGUCUGUUCUCCAAGCAGCAUGGAACUAUGUGAAAAAAGAUGGCUUAGGGUCUGAGCUGUGCAUUUGACAGCAUCAGCUGGGUAUUUGCUGCAUGCACUGGUUCUUAUGCAGAUGCUGCUUUCCUUCUUGGGUAUCCACAUGUCCUCAAGUAUAAGAACAACUUCUUUAUCGACUUUUUUUUUUUUCCUAAACCCUAUCUGAGACUAAGGUUUUAUUAAUAACCUCUAAGUGGCUAUUUUGCAAACCUUCCUUGUGCUGCACACUUUCCUAAUUUAUUGUAAUUUCCCGUCUGGUGGAGUGUACUUACUUCCUUUAUGUAAUAUAUCAGCUGCAGGGCUGGAAAUUGGGCAGCUAUGAACUGAAAAGAGCAGACUUUCGUGAGGCCAAAUGCGGUCAGGCAUCAUUGCCACUGGGAGCAGAAUUUGACCUGAUAAUCUAAUCUCAUACGAGAGUCUAUCUCCAGAAAAGUAUUGUUACCAACAGCAGAUGACCUCUGCUAAUGAAGCUGGAGCAAUUAGUCCUAUUUAAAGCUGUCUAGAAAAUGUUAACUGCUAAAUAACAGUUAGUGCUGGAUAGUUCAAAUAAUGAGUGUUUUGUUUGCUGGUGUGUGUUAGGUGAUGUGUUGGGAAAUAAUUAUUCUUUGACUAGAAGCCAGCUUUGUACUAAUCAGAAAGGAGAAGUCAUGUUCUGUUUGAAGGAUUAUACCUAAAAAUAGUUCUGUUACCGCCACAUCAACAAGCAAGAUGAAGCAAACUCACGGCAAUGUACACACCUUCCUAACAUUUCACUUUUCAUCCUAAAAACUCAUUGUUCAGCUGGGACUUUCUGUUUGUGUCAAGAGCACCAAUGCAAUCUCCUGCAAUAGCUCUAAGCACACUCUCCCCAAGGAGCAUUAUCCUAUGCACCACUGACUCGCUUUCAGACCCUGCCAAAUUCCCAAACGCCCCAGGAGGAAGUAAGGAUUCUUUCUCUUUAUAUAAACAAUCACACAUAAUGUAAGAUCAACAAUAUUUGUGACAAUCAUGUUGCAGAAGAAAUCGAUCUGCUUUUUCUCUGAGACGUUUGUAUGCCUGCCCAUCCGCGAGGAGCAGCUGCCCAUGGAAACAGCAGGUGAUUUAUCCCCACAAUUCACUAACUCCAGCCUGUCAAACUCUGCUGGGAAAAGUGGCCAAGAUGGGAAAAGGAUAAAAAAAGGCGAUGCUGGUGAGCAAACACAGGAUUGUGAAUGCAAAAAGAAAAACUGGGGUGUCUUUGGCUGUAGGUGCUGCCUUUUACUGGUAACGAGUUGUUGGUUUGGAGAGGGAUACACCAGGCAGAGGCACUGUGGAAACACAAGUUAAGAGGUAUGAGGUCAGACAUUCCAUACAGGACCAUGCCACCAAAGGACUGGCAGCUGAAAUAUGCCCAAAACAUUCCUAGAAGUUUUUUUUUCCUAUUCAUUAAGGAUAACAGCAGCAGACUAAAGCACACCUGAGCAGCUUUCAGCUGAUGUAAAGCCACGCAGCUCCUUGGCCAGCCGUGGACGCACUGGACCCCCUCAGCAUCUCCCCCUUCUCUCCAAGUGGCUCCAGCUGAGUUUUGUUGGACCUGGAGCCAUCCCCCAGCCUGGAGCCAUCCCCCAGCCUGGAGCCACCCUCCUCUUCAGUGGUGCCAAACGGGAGGUGCCCCGUGGCCUUGGGGGUGGCAGUGCUGCAGGGUGUGCUGGGCAUGCUGGCACUGGCUGCCACCGUGCCCCUGCCCUGACUCAUCCUCUGUCCUGCCAAGCAGCCACAGAAUCGGGCCCACCGGGCUGGAAAUUGGAACAGAGUUUGGGUUUGUUAUGUAAACUGGUGAUCAGCUUCCUGGUUCACCAAAAGCAGCAGCUUGGUACUCACAUUUGCUUCACAAGCCAACUUUCUUUUCUUCCCUGCCCCACUUGGCUUCCAGGUUUUUCAUGGUAGUGUUUGCUUGCUUGGCCUUAGCACCCAGCAGCACAAGGUUUUUUUGUUUGUGCCCUGGCAGUUGUUCGAAUCAUGAACUGUACCAGGUUGUGGGCAGUUGUCUGGGUUUGGUUUUACCCAUUUGUUUCAGGAUUGAUGCUCAGAGUUAUGAAUACUGGCUGCACCAGAGUGCAAAAUUCCCCUACAAAUAGGAAAGGAGUCUUGACCUCCAGGUUUACAGCCUAAAGAAGAAAAUAGAAGCUUACCAUUUGCAGACUUUUGCCAUUGCCAUGAUUAGCAGAGCAUCUCUGAUGUAAUGGUGUACCCUUCCCAUCUGAUCCUGUGUAAUGCACCGAAUCCUGUUGUCCUUAAUGAGAUUAAAUGAGGAUUUUCUACUAGUUCAGUGCCUUAGCCAUUAGCAACUGUUGUGUGUCUCUAGGCAGUGAUGUAUCUUUGCAAGCCUGGCCCAGUGUCUCUCUCAAAGCUAAGGUAUUUGGCUUCUUCCUACGAAAUUUAUUUUCAUAAUUUGUCUUAAGCUCAUUGGCACAAUGCUUUGAAAGGCAGAUCUAAGUGUAUACACCAAAGAGGCAAACAGAGACACUAAAGAGCUCAGAAUCUCAGCAGCUGCUAGGUGUAUAAACAUUUCAGCUACCAACAAGCCAUUUUGCAGGGCCAGGUGAUUGCUGCAGCCCCCUCCAAAUCUGCAAGCUGGCUUCCCUCAGAGGGGGACCCUGCCACAGUAAGGAACAAUUGCAGAGACAGCACAAUAGCACAUCACAAAAGGUUUCUCCAGGUGGUAAAAUUUGAACAGUGCUUUGCUGGCAAAAUGUAGAGACCUCUUGUUAAGAAGAAGGAAUCAAGAAAAUCCCCUGGCGGGAUUCCUAGCGGGGAAGGGAGAGCAGCGCUCAGGGUUAAAGUUUCCAUGUGCAGAUGAGGAGCCCCGCAGUGACUGCUCCAGUGAGGGUCACGGAUACCGCUGCUCACCCUCUGCCACUCCACUCCCUUUCUGGUGAAUAAUGUGUGCCCCUCUCACCUGCCCGAGCGCCGGGAGGGACCCCAGAGGUGUCCAGAGACACAAAGGUGAGUGUCAGCCUGCGUGGCCACCCCGUCCCUCAUUGUGCAGCGGAGGGAGGAGCGCUUCCUCUUGGACUGGAGCAGGUAAACUGGGAGAUGUCCUCCAGAGCUCCCAUUGUUCCACAGCCCGCCUUCAGCCAGGGGUGGUUUGUUUUUCUGUUCUUCCCCUAAAUGCUCACUUGGGAGCCGUCAAAUAGAACCUCAAUUAGGAACCUCGCUUAGGACACGGAGGGCGGUGUGGGAUGUGUUCCCUGGCAGGCAGCGCUCCAUCCCCGCUGCGGGCACGGGAGGCAGCAAGGGCGGUGUGGGACCUGUUGCUCACACACAGCAUCGCUGGUACCCUGGCAGGUCCCUGGCAGAACAGCCGCACCGCCAGCGCAUCCGGGCUGGAUCCGGCACAGGAGCACCUGUAGGGAUCGCUCACAGAACAGCUUGUGUCAAACACUCGGGCUUUUUGGAGCUUUUAUCUAAUAUGGAGCACAAGGCAGCUGCUGCAGUAAUUGCCAGUGUCAACAGGUGUUGUAGCAGUUGUCUAAACCACCUUGAGAACUUCCACGGAAGAGGUUUUGUUCCUGUUUCAGUGCCCGGUAGUCCCCAGCUGUCUGGCAACGCUGUAGAUGCCUGUCUGUGGUUUUCAGCAUCAGCCCAUCCAAGCCAGGGCUGGUGCUUGCCCCCUCUCCUCCUCCCCCCAGCCCUCAAGACCCAUUGCAUGUCCUGAUUCCCAGCCUGGCUGUGCUGCCUGUGGUGCUGCAUGGGCAGUGGGCUGCUGUGGCUGAAACCCAGCCCUUUCAGACAAGGCUUGUUUCAGCUGAACCAGCGGGUUACACGAGCACGGGUAACAAUUGCCAUAGGAAGAUGCAGAGUGAUGGGUUAGGGAUCAUCUGUUCUGGUAGCAAGCCCUGGUUUAGAUCCAUCUCUGUGGUCACAAAUCUCGUGUCCAGUGGUGAUGCUGCAGAAGCUGAGACCCAGACCAGCCCUCUCUGGCCAUUGUUUUGCUUGGCUGUUGCUGAAAAAAGAGGACUCGCCACCCAAACCUUCCCUCCCUUUCAGAAGCUGCUCUGAAUAUUCUAUUCAGGGGUUUAGUGACUAAGCCAUUAAGCUUCUCACUGUAUGUGAAAAGUCAAAAUAAAUUUAGGUUUUUACAAA
Parus major (Great Tit) is the source of this 7640-nucleotide messenger RNA. RefSeq names its product adrenoceptor beta 1 (gene ADRB1). NCBI's taxonomy places the organism in Eukaryota, Metazoa, Chordata, Aves, Passeriformes, Paridae. Gene Ontology annotation, biological process: positive regulation of heart rate by epinephrine-norepinephrine; adenylate cyclase-activating adrenergic receptor signaling pathway; norepinephrine-epinephrine-mediated vasodilation involved in regulation of systemic arterial blood pressure. Gene Ontology annotation, molecular function: beta1-adrenergic receptor activity. Gene Ontology annotation, cellular component: membrane. Bases 26 to 1384 code for a protein of 452 amino acids. The record is from RefSeq and is a predicted model, not a curated record. The transcript has 2 exons.